AUGGCGGCUGAAAAUUGGCCGAUGUCGAAGAACAAGGGAACGUAAAAUCCGACAAAACGCCCGGAUUUAUUGGUGGGAACGACACUAGACGUAGGCCAAGGAUUCUGUGGCAGGUACGGGACGGGAAGCCAUGUACGAGACGCUAAACUUAGUGAAGCAAACGGCACGGAAGCAGACCACGAAGUCGUCCCAAGACUUGUAACCACCGGCGAUGGCAAAGCACUGGAGGCCGACGACACUGAAGGCAGCACAACAGGGAGAAGCGACGAAGUUGGCGAAGUUAAACCCGACAAUGACGAAACCAAACCCGUCGAUGCAAUUGAUGUAGAAGCCGACGAAAUAAUAUCACUAUGGACUGGCGAAAGCGAUAAAUCCGUUCCAGAACAACUGGACAGACUAUUAUUAGUGAGCCGAGGCAUCCAAGAUAGAAGCCAAAACCCAAACGAAGCACAAGAAUCCCAGAAAAACAAAAAUAGAAAACCAAAAUCGAGUUCACAAUGUGAGAAGCAGUAUACAAGUGAGCACAGCCCGUGAACACAGCAAAUGGCAAACUCCCGCCCGCUGACAACAGACUGCUUCUGAUUGGUCAAUGAAAUUGAACCCUGCAUAAAUGCAUAAUUUACAUAUUAUAACGACCCACAUCACACCUCGUGCUAGAAGUUAACUAUUUUUAUUGCAUAAACACAAAUAAUACGACCAAAGUUUGUAACAUUGAUCUCUCUGUAGACUUGUUCAAGGUUUAGUGAUCAUUGUAUUUAUAUGAAACGAUAAAGUUUGCUUAUCAAUAUCAAUUUCAUUUCGUUUCAACAAAUCAAAAAUUAUAUCUAUGUUAUCCAUUGACUGUACUUGGAUCAAAUGUUUGGAAAAUUUUGUAUCUACGUUAUGCCAACAUUAAUCCCUCUAUUGUAUCACACACGUGGAGGGACGCUAAAAAAUGCCUAGUCAGCAAGUUUUGCCCGAUCUUGUCCAAGCUUGCGCGCGUGAUGUCUGCAUAUAUUAAGUGAACAAACCCCACAUGAGAUCCUCCACUUCACGCCACCUCAUUCUAUGCUAAUGCCCACCUCAUUCUAUGCUAAUGAUAAUGAUAAUGCGCCACCUCAUUCUAUGCUAAUGAUGAUGCGCCACCACCACACUCCACCACCACACGCCACCACAAAAAUAAGGGUCGAAAACCACCUACAUUACUACUCAUGCUGUCAAAACUGGCCGUCGUGGGUGUGGCAACCUAUUUUCGCGAACGUGGUAAAAAACCAUGGCGAUUGAAAUCAUUUGUCAACUGCUCAUACUUCAAAGUCUUUUCGAGAGAAUCGAAACGUGUAUGCAAUAGAUGAAGUAGACAGCAGCUCACAACUCUUGAGGUAUUCAAGAACUAUCACAAAGCUUGCGACUUGCAGCAUGUUUAACGACAGCAUUUUCUUAGGCCGUCCGUGCAUGACCGUCUAUUAAGAAGUGGCCGUUUAAAUUCAAAAGUGUUGUCUGAAUUCAAGACUGGAUGGAUGUCCGUCGUAGGACGGUUGGACGGCUGCCUGGCUAAAUGCCUGGCCACACCCUAGAUAUUUGUUUUAAAUUUUACGAAAUAUACUGUAAUAUUGGAAAAGAAUCUGAUUCCAUUCUGUUGGGUAUUACGGAACAUGCUUUUCUUUGCUACUCGAUCUCUUCAUAUAAUGCCUAAUAUUUAUAACAUCUUUAUAGAUCUUGUACAAAAACUUGAAGAGGAAUGUAAGAUAAAUAGCUACUUGUGCCAAGAGAAAAUUCCAAAGGUAUUCUGUAAAUUACCUUUAUUUUGUUCUCGUAACCAAUAGCAACAACAUAUAUUUAUUAUUAUACAGGGUGUCCCCAAAAAAGUGACACUAUAUAGAAAUUAUCCUAUUGUUGUUAAGCAUAGGAUUUCAUGCGCCUGGUAAUUAAAAAUUCAAUUGUGUUUACGCACUCUUGUGUUCAGCAUAUAGAUAGAUAGAUAGAUAGAUUUAAUAAAAUACUUCGCAGCCAUAGGCUGAAUUGCGUAUUUUUUUACAAGUAAAUUUAACUAAUUACGAGAAUAUAAAAGAAGAGUUUAUCAAGCCAUUAUGAUGACAUUCCAUAUAAAUAUUAUAUAUACAAGAUGUUUAUUACUUUAAUAUACUAAAAAAUUUAAAAUUACUAAAAAUAUUAGGUCAUUUCAAUAGCAUUAGAUAAAUGAUUUGCGGCACGAAGCCACAAAAAAACUAGUUUGAAAACGAUUAGUGUUACAUCUAGGAAUUUCAAAUUUCCUAUCGUUUCUUAAAUCAUAAAAAGAAGUAUGUCUAGUACAAAUAUUUUCAUGAUGAACAGACAGUGACUCCAAUCCACAACUAAUUAAAGCGUCUUCGUAAUUAGUGUUUGGACAGAUGAUUCUAAUAGCUCUUUUUUGUAAUCUUUCCAAUUCGGAACGCAAGUAUUUUGGCAACGAAUAGUAAAUGACAGGGAUACCAUAGUCGAUAACAGAUCGAAUACAUGUAACAUAAAAUAGAACCAGAUCAUUCCGAGGAAUACUGGCCCGUUUGAGUUGGAUCAGGUAAUAGAUUCGUUUGGAUACUUUUUUAACUACCUCUUCGAUAUGUAGAUUCCACGUCAGGUUAUUAUCGAAUGACAAGCCCAGAAGUUUAACGGAUUUUACGCUCAGGUUAUAACAUUCAGAUUAUAACAAUAUAGGAUAACCAUGAAAUCUGCUGUGUUGGUAUAAUGUAUUCAGGUGAAUAAGAUGUUUGUGUGAUGUUACUCUGAGUGUAUAUCCACACCGGGCAGGCUUGAAAAUUUAUGCCUGGCCACGGCGGGAUUCGAACCUACGACCUCUGGAAUACUAGCCCAAUACUCUUCGGUCGUAGGUUCGAAUCCCGCCGUGGCCAGGCAUAUUUUUCAAGCCUGCCCGGUGUGGAUAUACACUCAGAGUAAACAUCACACAAACAUAAUAUAGGAUAAUUUCUUUUGUGUCACUUUUGGGGGGACACCCUGUACAUUGUAGUCGCUGCAUGCGUUUUGAUUGAUUAAAAAGCUUACAGCUAAAUAUAGCAAUCGCGCAACCUACAAAUAACACAGUUAAGCCUGAUUCUCAUUUAUCGUAAACAUCGGCGAUGCCCAUUGUCGGUGGUCAUUGACGCAUACAAUCUUUUGUGCAUUUUCUUCUUCGUUGCUCACAGACAAUGGAUCGUAGAACAUCCCGAUUAAUGAGAACCAGGCUUUAUGUGCUAGCAGAUAACUGAGUUAUACGUAUGUUGAGCCCGAGGUUUGUAAUUUUAUAGCAAGCAGGAGCUUUAAACACAUGAAUAAAAACAAGAAAACAACAACAUGAACGAACCUCGAGAAAACUCCGUUAAUUGUGACCUCUCGGCUCCCUCUAAGGCAACAACGACGUUAUCAAAACCCGCAAAACACACAGUUUCCCUCGGCCUCAGAUAGAAAGUGUUCUCAUAUAUACAUGCAACAUGCAUGCAAUGUGAUGGUGUGGCUAUUAUAUGAAUCCCAGAUUUUCAUUGCAACUUAGUGUUAAAAUCUGCUUCUCGUUCGAGUAUACAUAUUUUACAGUACAUGUAAAUAUAUAAAGUCUAAUUAUUUGUUCAGGAUAUUGAAGCGAAGCAAAAAGCAGUUAGUGAUAUGCAGAGAGUUAUUGAUGAACCAGCUAUGGGACAGUCUGACUUGGAUCAAUUGAAUCACCAGGUUUGAUUUUGUUUGAUAAGAUAUAAUACAUCCAUUAGGCGUAGUAAGUUUUACUAAUAUUACCAUUUACCAACAAUUCUUUCAAACCCUCGUUUAUAGGCCGCUACUUGAUAUUUGAAGCUGAUAGGUCGUGUGUCUGAUGUGUCAUCUAUAAUAACUUCUCCCUUUUAAAUUGCUUUUUAUAUACUUGGGACAUGCAGUUCCGAAUAUAUUGUAUGCUUGUACAAUUUAUUUCAAACUUCUUUCUUAUACUAUUGUGGGAGCACAUAUGGUCUGCCAGCUAUAUAUAUUAAACACGUUAAAGAGGCUGUUCAUCGUAUCACGAAAAUUUCUCCUUGACCAUAAAAGAUUGUUUGAACUUUAUACUGUUACUGGAUUCAAACUAAGCCAAUUCAAAUUUGAAAUGUCAUUUUGGAUAUUUAUCAAAGCCGUCAUGCAUGAGGAUUUUUUCUAGGCCGUUUAAAGGGCACAGUUCAGCCUUUUGAACGGCGGAUGGUUUCUAAGGCGCAUUACAACCCUUUUAAUUGAAAAAAACUGACUAGGAAAAUCAAUUAAACAUAAUAUUAAUUCAAGAUCAGUGAUUUCAAUGUUUUUAACAUUUUUAAACAUUUUUAAUGUUGAAAUUACUGAUCUUGAAUUAUGCUUUAUUGAUUUUCCUAGUUAGUUUUUUCAAUUAAAAGGGUUGUAAUGCUCCUUAAAAACCAUCAUUCAAAAGGCAGGGUGUUUUUAGAGUGUGGCAACCUUUUGGGUAAAAUGUCACGACGACAUAAAAAUCGCUCAGGUGCCGGUGACACUGCAAUAGAUGGAAUAUUCCCUUAUUACGUUUUCGUAGCGCUUUGCAUUGUGGUUAUAGUGGUAUCACUGAUAACGAUAGCGGUCUCGAUUGAAAAUAUUGAAUGUUUUCGCGAAUGUUUUGCUGUUGGCUAUCGUGCGCCUGACCCUAGCUUUUUAAAAGUUCUUGCACGGGUCAGGACAAAAAAUAAGCCAUCUUGAAUAUCAGUGAUACCACUAUAACCACAAUGCAAAGCGCUACGAAAACGUAAUAAGGGGAAUCAUCUAUUGUGCCUUCGUUAAAUCUCUGAUAUCAACGUAAAUGGUCGUACUCUUUAUAUCUGGUGAUUGCAGUGUGUUUAGCAUCAGCUUUAUACUUGCACUUUUUAGAUACGACAACUGUCGGAUGAAAUCAACAAGCUUAUUGAGAAACGAAUGGUUCGUAAUGACCCAAUUGACGACAAAUUGUCGUUGUUUCGUCAACAGGUAAUUUGAAUAAUUCUAUGCCAGUGUUUAAAUCUAGAGCUAAUAGAUAUUUAACCAUAAAUUAUGCGUCUGUACUCUGAUUAACAAUUCCCUAUAUAGCUAAUCUGACAUUUUAUAUAAUUAUUGAAUUGCAUUGAAAGCUUUAUUUCUAUAGGGUAGUCCAAUCAGAAAAAACUACUGUGGUUAUAUAUCAACUGAAGCCUUGCAAACCUAUAUACUAAUUUACAAUAUACUAAUUUACAAAUCAAUACUAAUUUACAAUAUUAAACUGAAACAAUUGUAGCUACUAAAACAAUAUUGCAAUUUGGUUCUAUAUAGACAUGUACUAAACAAUUAAAUAAAUUUAUAAUAAACCACACAGCCAUUAGAAUGACUUCUGAGCUUGUUCUGUUCUAACCCGAGAUAAAUAUAAAUUUUAGGGAAGCCUCGCAUAUCGAUUUUGUUCACCAGAAACGUCAUAUGUUCGUUGGGGUUGCAGCUGUGACGUUUCUCUGUAAAACAUGAAAAAAUUCGAUAGUUUUUUCGAAAUCUUUAUAGAAUCAUCUUUGCAGAAAAUUAAAAAAAACAAACUUGAUACAAACACCAUGUAGGCUAUACACUCGUAAUACCAUACCUGUUUUAUACAUUUAUAUUAUUACGCCUUCCUUGCAUUGGAAACACUCAAAUUUCAAGAAAAACGCGCUAAAAUUGUCAAUAUUUCAUGCAAAAAAAGUUGUUUUGAGAAACGUUGGAAAUUUUUAAGUUCAUAUAUUAAUAAAAUAAUAAUAAUAAUGGUUUAUUAUCAGUAUUUCCAUACAAUGGCUCUUCACCUGAUAAAACUACUACUACAAUUCUAAGGAAAUAGUGAGAAAUUUGUAAACCUAGGCUCUAUGAUCUGCAUGUGCAUGAUUUGAUAUCAGCUGGUAGAGAAUUAAAUAAUGAAGCUGAACAAUCUCGAAAGGUAUUAGGAACUAGAGGUAAAACUUAUGUGUGGCUUUAAGAAUAUGCCAGCCCCUUCGCUCUCGCAUGGGUUUCGUCUCGCAUAGUGUUUUCUCAUAUGUUUUUUAUGAGAAAUGUUUUCAUAUGUUUUUUAUGAGAGAUGUUUUCAUAUGUUUUUUAUGAGAAAUGUUUUCAUAUGUUUUUUAUGAGAAAUGUUUUCAUAUGUUUUUUAUGAGAAAUGUUUUCAUGUUUUUUAUGAGAAAUGUUUUCAUAUGUUUUUUAUGAGAAAUGUUUUCAUAUGUUUUUUAUGAGUACCCAUAAAAAACAUAUGUCAGCAGACCGUAGAAAAUAUAGUAGAAAAUUACCUUAUGUGUACUAUAACAGUUUUAGAACAAAAUAUCGAUAACUAUGUGUGACGGUUCUAAGGGGGGGGGGGUCUCCAGAGAGCGUCCAUAUGACGUUUCUCAUGGACAAAAUCGAUAUGUAAGGCUUCCCUUAUUGUCACUCAACUAUGUACAUUUGUUCACUACUUUUAAAACUUCAUUAUCUCGACUACUUUGCAAAGACGGCCACUUUAGUAUUACCAUAGCUCUUUCACUUUAGGCAUUUUCGUCACCAUUCUAUAUAUUACAUUAAAACACUCAUUAAUAAUUCAUAAACCUUGUGGCAAAUCAUGUCAGCCAUAAUAUGUCACGUGGAGUGACUUUAUAUCUGAUAAAGCAUGUGGCAUUAUAUAAUUGUUCAUCCUAAUUAGUAUGAUUAUAUAAUGGUUCAUCCUAAUUAGUAUUCUUUUGUGGUCGUAUUUUAAGCUAUUCAAAACACUCGUUGUCGUGUUUUAUCAGACAUAAAACUGAUAUCUGAUAAAACACUCCUACUCAUGUUUUAAAUAGUACCUAAUUACAGUAUUUAUUAGUAUAGGUAUUAGGAUGGUUUCGAGUGCAAUUUGGACAAAACAUGCACGAGUGAGUUUUUCAUAGACCUCAAAAUAUGUCUUUUAAGAUGUUUUAUCCAAAUUGCACGAGAAACCAUCCUAUUACGUGUUAAUAAUAUAUAUAAAAUGUUCGAGACAACUUGUAGUUUUAGCUUAUGUUUAUAUAACGAAUUGUCCACUGGCAAAGUUUUUCUGCUUAGUUGUUAUAUCAAAUUAGACAAGACUAACGGUUUGAAAAUUUCACUCAACUAUGUAAGUUUUGUUAGUCUUGUUUAAGGUCUAUUUUAAAAAAACGAUAAAAGCCAUAUUUUCCACCCGAACUCAACUUUUACCUCAUGUACCGCGGCCGCCAUGUUUGUUUUGUUUUUGAAGCAAUCUGUGGCCGUUAGCUUGAGGACUGCUUUAAGCUGAUUGGUUGAUUUUAGAUCAGUGAAAUCAACCAAUCACAGUCGAGUAACAUUUUUACGUAUAUUAUUAGAAUAAUACACAUGUGAUUGUUGAAAAUUGGUCAAGCUGCCUCGGAUUAUUUCAUGAUAAUCACAUAAUGCUUAAUGACCGCCCGGUUUGUCAGUGUCACUGACGAAGAAAUAACAAGUUAAAAGAAAUGCAAUUCCAGAAACUGAUGCAACAUAUUUUGUUUGUGAUGUUACUCUGAGUGUGCAUCCACACGGGGCAAGCUGAACGUUAAUUGCUUGGCCACGGUGCACUACAUAUAGUAUUUUUUUGCACUACAUAUAGUAUUUUCAGACAAAAGAAAUUAACUUCACCUUAAUUCUACAACGGAGAUACUACUUGAAAUAGUUUUACAACAAAAUAUGUUGCUAUUUGUGUGUGUUGGUGUUAUGUACUCAGGUGAAUAUGAUGUUUGUGAUGUUACUCUGAGUGUGCAUCCACACCGGGCAAGCUGAAAAGUUAAUUGCUUGGCCACGGUGGGAAUCGAACCCGCGACCUUUGGGAUACUAGUCCAAUGCUCUGCCAACUGAGCUACGUGGUCAAGUCGGUUCGAGUUGAUGAUAUUUCGGUUCCCACCGUGGCCAAGCAAUUAACUUUUCAGCUUGCCCGGUGUGGAUGCACACUCAGAGUAACAUCACAAACAUCAUAUUCACCUGAGUACAUAACACCAACACACACAAAUAGCAACAUAUUUUGUUGUAAAACUAUUUCAAGUAGUAUCUCCGUUGUAGAAUUAAGGUGAAGUUAAUUUCUUUUGUCUGAAAAUACUAUAUGUAGUGCAAAAAAUUCAAAUUGGAAGUUCAAUUAUUUGAACUUCAUCAUAGGAAGUUGAAUUAUUUGAACUGCCUAUGAUUUUUUACUUUCCCCAAACAAUCACUUGUGUAUUCAACAAUUCGCCUAAGGCUCGGUGAAUAACGGUGAAUAAUAACCUCGACUUCGUCUUGGUAAUUAUUUACCGAUAUUCAUCUUUCCUUCGGCGAAUAACUGUUAAUUAUUAUUUUAUUGGUCAUUCCUAUUGUCUUUUGUUUUACCCAGGCUUCGAUAAUAGUUGGUAAGAAAGAAACAGCUGCAGAAGAACUGAGAGAGGUCAUGGAUGAGGUACUGUACGCUGUCUCUUUCGUGUUUUCAUAGUUUUUGUUUUUUUACUUUUAGCAAGUAAAGAUACUUUUGUACUUUAAUCCCUCGCCCGCAGGCUGCGAAGCUACUUGCAAGGGCGAGGGUGGUCAUUUCUGCAUGGUAGGGGCAUUAAUACCAUCCAUGCGAUUACAUCAUUGCAUUGAGCGACCUCGGGUACCAAGGGUUUACUCCACCGUCAACAAAACAAAAUGUCGUAUUUAAAGUAUGAAAGUAUUUAGUAAUUGGACAAAAAAAAUCAAUUUAAAAAAAGUUAUGAUUGCUGCCCUCCCCGAAGUGCUGGAAAACAUAAAGCGUGUUUUUACAGGUAAACUACGUGAAGCGUUCUUCAAUGAGUUUAUCACUCAUUUGGAAUUUCCCUAAUUACCUUUGCAUAUUUGAAAAACCUCUUUCUAAUUCCUUUGAUAGAAUUUGCAUUGUUCCUAAACUAAUUAAAUGUACCUCACUUCCUGUUCAAAGUUCCUAACUACUUGUUCUGUUCUCCGCAUUGUGAUUGGUCUACAAAAACAAUCUACCAAUCACAAUGCGGAGAACAGAACAGGAAGUUAUGACUUUUGAACUGGAAGUUAGGAACAUUUAAUUAGCUUAGGAACAUUGCAAAUUCCCUCCAGGGAUUUACUAAGAGGUUUUUCAAAUAUGGAAAGGGAAAUUCCAAAUGAGUUAUGAACUCAAAAGAGGGACGCUUUACGUAGUUUACCUGUAAAGGCUGAUUUCCACUGUUGCGUUUUUCGUACGCACGUACACGCACGUAAAACUUUGAAUCCUUCUAUUUUUUAAAUAUUUUACAAAUAAGUUAACAAAUGCAUACUAAAACUUGCGGAAAAUUAAAUUAUGUUGCUUUAUUUAUUUGGUUAUUUCACAAGUAACAUUUAAACGGAUUUAAAGUUUUACGUGCGUAUACGUACGUAUGAAAAACGCAACAGUGGAAAUCAGCCUUAAGACACUAUAUAAUCACUAUGCUGAUGGCAAUGCACAAACGUAUAGUCAGGACUUCGAUUUGUUAUUUCAUAAUUUGAUUGAUUCGAUUGGAUUAAAAUAUAAUAUAUGAAAUCAAUUGCUCACAAAUUUCAAUACGUAUAUGCUGUCAUGUAAUCACAUAAUAUCACGAAUUUUCCUAUACCUAUACCUAGUUAAGUACCAAGGAAGGCGAGCUACAGAGCAAACGCGAAGCACUACAGCAAAGUGAAGGGUCAGAAGUCAUUAAAGGAGACGAGGUACAGUUAAUGUUAUCUAUCAGCCUCCUAAGGGUUGUUGAGGCUAUAGCGUGGUUAAAUAAAGUUUGUAUGUAUGUAUGUAUGUAUGUAUGUAUGUAUGUAUGUAUGUAUGUAUGUAUGUAUGUAUGUAUGUAUGUAUGUAUUCACGUCUUAAUUACUCAUUGUUAAACUAUGCUUUAUUACAAGUUCUUUAGGUACUAUUUAAGACACAAGCAGAAGUGCUUUAUCAGAUACAGUAUAUAAGACACGAGUGCGCAGCAGGAAUGUUUUAUAUCUGAUAAAGCACGAACUGCGAUGAACCAUUUUACGAGAGAAUCAUAUGAGAGAACCAUCUUACGAGUUCACUGGCGAAGUAAAUUAAAAAAUAAACAUUGUCUAAGUCGAGAAAAUCAAAGCUAAAGUUUAUGUAAAUGAACAUGAUUUUUAUCACAUAUUAAACCACCGACACGGCAGUGAUUUUCGUUGUCUUUUCCUCAUGAAUUAUUAAUUAAAAACCUCUCGAGUUUUUUAACAGAUAGAAAAUAUUGUAUUUCUACCAAUGUUGUAUAUGUUAAAAUCAUCGUUACUCUGCAUAGAAAUAUGAUUUGUCUUGGCACUAAUAUAGUGAUCUAGGGACUGCAAAUUAAAGGAGCUCUGCAAAUUAAUAAUAUCGAGGUGUUUUUCUUAAAAACAAAUUGAAUAAUUACUUUUCUUUUAUAUUUACAGUUCAAAAGAUAUGUUAACAAGUUGCGAAGUAAGAGUACUGUGUACAAGAAGAAGCGUCAGGAGGUGAGUUAAAAACGAGAUUACCUGCUACCCCAGCCCAUUAACUAUACUGUUCUAAGUGGCGUUGUAGAAAAUAGAAGCAGAAAAAAGAAGAAAGGAAAGGGUAAUGGCAGUGUAAAGUGAAGUGGAUGAAUUAAACGAAAAUAAAAAGGGGAGAAAAUAAAAUUGUGAUUUAUUGGAGUCGCUGUUUAUUACCACACUGGAGAGCUUUAGAUUUUACUAUACGACUAUAGAAGAUUCGUUGGUUGCACAUGUUCGCCAUCUUCUUACGCCAACGUACGCACGCCAUAUUCUCGUAGUAGACGCUUGUUUUACUAAGAGACUUUUCAAAAAUCCCGUUGUCAAUUUAGCCACGGCUACGAGAUGCAUGCAUAAGGCGUCAGUAUAUGAUUGGCAUAAAAAGAUAGCGUAAGAAUAUGGUUAUAUUCAAAUAAUCUCGUAGUCCACAAUUAGUAAAUAAUACUAAUUAAUUCCUUUUUUGCAAAAUGCCACGUUCUGGUUUUUGAACAUAAAAAUUCUAACAUUAAUACCGCAAAUAUAUAUAUAUCUUAUUGGCAGAUGCAAUAUUGGGUUAAAGUCAGUAUAGGAUUAGAAUGCAGUUAAAUGGUUUCUAAUUUCAUUUAUUUUAGUUAACUGAACUGCGGGCGGAGUAUGGUGUUCUCUCACGUUCAGAGGAAAUUUUAAAAGGCCGCGAAGGACAACUUAACGAGAAUUUGGUAAGUCCUCAUU
This is a messenger RNA of Paramuricea clavata, 11073 nucleotides long. NCBI's taxonomy places the organism in Eukaryota, Metazoa, Cnidaria, Anthozoa, Malacalcyonacea, Plexauridae. The record is from the annotation of a GenBank genome assembly.